UGAUAGUCUGCAACUGCGAGGAAGAAGAGAAGAGGGAGAGACUGUCCUUUUAAGCUUGUCGAAGAAGUCGAACCCUCUCUCAGUCUCUCUCGUUUUUCCCCACACUGAUUUCGUUCCGCCGCCCGAUCGCCUGCCCUAGAAAUGAGCUCGAGGAGAGGGGUUGGGUAUCCUUCUGGCGUAGAUCCAUCAGUCAAGGGUAAAAGCACAGCUCAUGCUAACUCUAGCAUUGAUCAGUUAUCCCGUGGUGUUUCGGAUUUGAAUGUAAAUCCUACAGAAGACGAUGGAUGGGUAGAAUGUGGAAAAAAAUCAAAGAACAAAAACAAGAACACUGCUUCUAAACAGUGGGCUCCCCAGCAUUCCACCCCAAAGGCAUGGGGUCAAGCUGAUACCUUGCAAAAACUUGGUCUGCGAACUGGUGGAGGGAUUGGACAGGGCUCCGGUCAACAACAAUAUGGUGGCAGAGGGCAUACUAAGCAACCUAACCACAACCAUAAUGACUAUGUUGCAGCUCCUCCAGUAAUCCCCCCUCCUCUAAAAAAUGGAUGGGGAAGGAACGCUGGUGCGGCUCACAAUCAAAAUGUGCAAGCAGCUAAUAAUCAGGUCUUUCAGAGUAAUGAAGUUGUUGACGAUGAUGAUGAUGAUGAUGAUGAGUCAGAUGGCAUGGAUGACUCAGAUGAGGAGCUUAUGAGUGAUGACUUUGAUUCGGAUGAAAGCCAGAAAAGCCAUGAGACUAGAAAGAAGAAUAAGUGGUUUAAGGAUCUUUUUCACUCUCUGGAUAAUUUAACUGCAGAGCAGAUUAAUGAGCCUGAAAGACAGUGGCAUUGCCCAGCAUGCCAAGGAGGUCCCGGAGCUAUAGACUGGUAUCGUGGCUUGCAACCCCUGAUUACACACGCUAAAACUAAAAGAUCCAAAAGGGUGAAGCUCCACAGAGAGCUUGCUGAAAUCCUAGAUGAGGAACUUAAAAGAAGGGGAACAUCAGCAGUGCCAGCUGGUGAGGUAUUUGGCAAAUGGAAAGGUCUGGAGGAAAGAGCUGAUAAAGAAAUAGUCUGGCCUCCCAUGGUGGUAAUUUUGAAUACCAAGCAUGACAAAGAUGACAAUGACAAAUGGAUUGGCAUGGGUAAUCAAGAAUUGCUUGAUUAUUUCAGUGACUAUUUUGCAGUAAAGGCACGUCAUUCUUAUGGACCACAUGGGCAUCGUGGCAUCAGUAUAUUGAUUUUUGAGGCCUCUGCAGUGGGAUAUGCAGAGGCUGAACGCUUGAGCAAGCAUUUCGAAGCCAAUUCCCGAGAUAGGGAUGCAUGGCAUAGAAAUAAGGUUCCGUUCUACCCUGGUGGCCAGCGUCAACUUUAUGGAUACAUGGCAGAAAAACCCGACAUGGAGAGCUUUAAUCAACAUUCUCAAGGUAAAUCCAAACUGAAGUAUGAGUUACGAUCUUAUCAAGAGAUGGUCGUGAAACAGAUGAAGCAGAUGAGUGAUGACAAUCAGCAGCUCAUGUGGUUUAAGAACAAAGUGGCCAACGAACAGAGGAGCAAGAAAGCCCUUGAGGAAUCUUUUGGAGUACUGAGUGAAAAGUUGCGAAAGACUAUGGUAGAGAAUCAAGUAGUGAAGCUGAGGACCCAGAAGCAUCAUGAACAAAACAGAGAAGAGAUGGACAGUCAGGAGCAAUUUUACAAGGAACAGAUCCAGCAGCUGUAUGAUGCUCGAAAUGAGAAGGAGGAAAAUUUUGAGAAAAUACAGCAACACGAACGUGAAAAAGUAACUCAGUCUGAGGCUGAUGUUGCUUCUGCUGAAGAAAGGGCACGCAAGCGUGAGGAGAAUUCCAGAUUGCUUCAGCUGCAGGACAAAGGGUUAGAUGAGUACAUCAGCAAGAGGGACAAGCUGGUGAAAGCCCAUGAAGAGCGACUAUUGGAACUGAAGCACAAGCUCUGGGCUGAAGAGAUGGCGCUGGAGAAGAAGUUUGAUGAGGAGUUCAAUAAGCUCAUCGCAGAAUACUCCCCAGCUGAAUCCAAGUAGAAUGAUUGAGAGAUGUGUGGGACGGCACUGAAGAAGUUGUCUUGCCUGUGCAUUGAACACAUAAUUUCAAUUUCAAUUUCAAUUUCUUGUGUGUUUGCUUACUUUGGCCUGAACUAUUUUGGUGAACCGUUCCUUGCCUCGUAUGAUUUGCAGGUUAUUAGAGAUAGGCUGCUAAAUUGUAGCAGUCGUCUUUCUUUGCUUGAUGUCAUAACCGAUGCGUAAAAACUUUAGGAUCAUCUUUCACUAAACCUCUCUUAAGUUUCUCGUCCAAUUAUGCUUAUUCAGAUCA
Salvia splendens (bonfire salvia) is the source of this 2299-nucleotide messenger RNA. Its product is annotated as protein SUPPRESSOR OF GENE SILENCING 3. Bases 142 to 2010 code for a protein of 622 amino acids. Gene Ontology annotation, biological process: regulatory ncRNA-mediated gene silencing; defense response to virus. NCBI's taxonomy places the organism in Eukaryota, Viridiplantae, Streptophyta, Magnoliopsida, Lamiales, Lamiaceae. The transcript has 6 exons. The record is from RefSeq and is a predicted model, not a curated record.